This is a messenger RNA of Ctenocephalides felis (cat flea), 461 nucleotides long. RefSeq names its product DNA-directed RNA polymerase II subunit RPB9 (gene RpII15). Gene Ontology annotation, molecular function: DNA-directed RNA polymerase activity; zinc ion binding; nucleic acid binding. The transcript has 3 exons. Gene Ontology annotation, cellular component: RNA polymerase II, core complex. The record is from RefSeq and is a predicted model, not a curated record. Bases 69 to 461 code for a protein of 130 amino acids. Lineage: Eukaryota; Metazoa; Arthropoda; Insecta; Siphonaptera; Pulicidae. Gene Ontology annotation, biological process: transcription-coupled nucleotide-excision repair; DNA-templated transcription; maintenance of transcriptional fidelity during transcription elongation by RNA polymerase II.
AAUCCAACAACUGUUUGAAAUAAUUACAAAGAUAAAUCCUAGCAAAUAAAUUUAAUUUUUCAAUAAAUAUGUCAAAAGCACGAGGAUAUGAUGUACAUGAUGAUGGUCCAGGAUUCGUUGGUAUCAGAUUUUGUCAAGAAUGUAACAAUAUGUUGUACCCCAAAGAAGACAAAGAUAAUAAAGUCCUGCUUUAUGCUUGCCGAAAUUGUGAUUUCAAUCAAAGAGCUGACUCAAAUUGCAUAUAUGUAAACAAAAUUAUGCACGAAAUUGAUGAGCUGACCCACAUAGUUCCUGAUGUAACAUCGGAUCCCACACUUCCCAAAACAGAAGAGCACCCUUGUCCUAAAUGUGGCCAUCGAGAAGCUGUAUUCUUUCAAGCUCAAACUCGUAGGGCUGAAGAGGAAAUGAGAUUAUAUUAUGUAUGCACCAAUCAAAAUUGUACACAUAGAUGGACUGAGUAA